Molecule: messenger RNA, 1038 nt
Organism: Dujonia railenensis
Lineage: Eukaryota; Fungi; Ascomycota; Pichiomycetes; Serinales; Debaryomycetaceae
Source: the annotation of a GenBank genome assembly
AUGUCAAUCGAAACCAGCAGAAGGAUUUCGGGAAUAAAGACUCAACUCCCUCCUUGUUGCUUGCAAAUUCAUGAAGAUAAUACUGUGCUCAUUGGAACGUACCAGCUCGAGAAAGAAUCUGGAACUAGACAUGGAAGUGUAGAGGUAUACAAGUUUGAUCAAGAAAACCUAGCAAAAGUGAGUACAAUUCACACAGCAGGUGCUGUAUUAGAUAUUAAGAUAAAUCCUCAUGACAGCAGCAAUGUUGUGACCGCCCAUUCUACUGGGAACUUGAUGGUCUGGAAAUAUGAGAAUGGUUCCAUCUCUGAGAUCAACGACAUGCAUAUAUUUGAACCGGAUACACUUGUCACGUCCAUAUUCUUCCUGCCGUUAUCAGCCAACCUUCUAUUAGCUACACUCACUACAGGGGAGCUGGCCAUUAUAAAUAUUGAGACUGGUACCCUCACAAUGUUGCACACACAGCAUAACCUCGAGUGCUGGACUGGCUCGUUUGGAGAAGUAGGUCAGUUGCAGAAUGUAGUUUACACUGGAGGUGACGAUGCAAGGGCUAUAGCACACGAUUUGAGGACAAAUGAAAUGAUUUGGUCUACCAAUACUCGACACCAUACUGCAGGAGUUGUGUCUAUCCUAAGUCCAGGUCCAAAUUGGAACCUGUCCAAUGGUAGCCAAAUUUGGACUGGAUCGUACGACGAUCAUUUGCGUGUGUUCGAUCUUAGAGUAACCGAUAAAGUAAAUCCUGCUUUGAUGGUGGGGAUUUUUCCAAGAGCAUUAAAAGAAGAGAAUUUGGGUGGUGGGGUCUGGAGAUUGAUACCAAGUAAGGUGGAUAGGGAUGAUAGAGUGUUGAUUUGCUGCAUGUACGAUGGAGCUAGAAUUGCUCAACCAGAUAGCGAAAAUGAUUUCAGUGUCACAAGGUACUUCAAAGGAGAUCAUGAGAGUAUGUGCUAUGGAGGAGACUGGACAAAUGAGGGCGAAAGGGUAGUUACGUGCUCAUUUUACGAUAAUAUAGUACAGACCUGGAGCCCAGAUUUGAUAGAAUAA